Ictidomys tridecemlineatus (thirteen-lined ground squirrel) is the source of this 8088-nucleotide messenger RNA. It is a transcript of the gene Purb, whose product is annotated as purine rich element binding protein B. Lineage: Eukaryota; Metazoa; Chordata; Mammalia; Rodentia; Sciuridae. Gene Ontology annotation, biological process: regulation of transcription by RNA polymerase II. Gene Ontology annotation, cellular component: nucleus. The record is from RefSeq and is a predicted model, not a curated record. Gene Ontology annotation, molecular function: RNA polymerase II transcription regulatory region sequence-specific DNA binding; DNA-binding transcription factor activity, RNA polymerase II-specific; purine-rich negative regulatory element binding.
AUGGCUGGACAGCCCUCCGACGUGGGGACAACUAGCCUGGCUGGAGGGAGCCGGCAACUGGCCUCAAGCACAAGGAUUGGAGAUGGAGGCGACGUGUCCCGCGCAGGCAAAGCAAGCAGGAGUCCAACAGCGACAGAAAGACAGGGCUGGCCAUCUGGAAACAGCCCCACCGCAAAGCAAUUAAAGCUCAAAGAACUCAUCAAAUGUCCAAGGACAAGCAUGAAGGGCCGCUGGCCGCCUAAAGAGUGGCAGACAGGAGGCGAUGGAGCAGGCACACAGGACGAGCUGACCGGAGGUCCGGGGGGCGGCGUCGGCGGCCCCGGGGGCGGCCUAUACGGGGAGCUCCCGGAGGGCACCUCCAUCACGGUGGACUCCAAGCGCUUCUUCUUCGACGUGGGCUGCAACAAGUACGGGGUGUUUCUGCGUGUGAGCGAGGUGAAGCCGUCUUACCGCAACGCCAUCACCGUGCCCUUCAAGGCCUGGGGCAAGUUCGGAGGCGCCUUUUGCCGGUAUGCGGAUGAGAUGAAAGAAAUCCAGGAGCGUCAGAGGGAUAAGCUUUAUGAGCGCCGUGGUGGUGGCAGCGGCGGCGGCGACGAGUCCGAGGGUGAGGAGGUGGAUGAGGAUUGAAAUGGGCAGCUUCCCCUACUGGCCUCCCCUACCCCACCACCAUCCCCUUGGUUAGAAAGUUCCCUUUUCUGCUCACCUCCAGUGAGUUAGUGCGGAAGGGAACAAGGGAGGCUGCAAAGGGAGAAAGCAAAAUAAAAAAUAAUAUAGUUAAGAGAAAUAACCGUAAAAGAACAGUCACGGACAAUUAGAGAAAAGCAGUAAAGUUCCAAGGAACUGACAGCAACCUGCAAAGAGAGGACAACAGCGUCUCCUCACCCGCGCGAAAGUCUCAGCUUCUGUUGUUUCCCAACCGAGGUUCCUAAACCCAUCUGGAUAACCCUGGAAGGGAUAGAUCUUCAAACGUCUGGGCCCAAAACACGUCUGAGUCACCCAGACCCACCCAUUGAUAACAGUUAAGUUUGUGUUGUACCUGGGUAAUCUAAAGAUCUCUCCAGGCCUCACUAUUGCAGUGUCUAUCCCUUCACAUCCAUUGAAAUCAGCGUAUUGGAUCUAGAUCUUCAUGGAAUCCUUGAGAAGAAAGGCCUUUGCAUUUACCCAGUUCUGAGGGUACAGGUUUAUGAAAAGGAAUGCAACUUCACAUAAUCAUGGACAGGGCAAAAGAAUUAAAGAAGCCAUUGGAGAAUAUAGAAACAAAUUGGAUCCAUUUUUUAAAAAAUGGUUUUGCAUGGAACCUGGACCAAGGCCCAUGUCUUUUCUUUGCAGAAUUGUUUUCCGGGAUGCAGAUAAAUUCUGAUAUCAACGCUUGAACUAGAAUCCAUUACUAAAAUAGUUUAAAAGUUUGCAAAUUUUUUAAAAAUAAAAAUUUUACAUUGGGGAUUGCUGAGGUAGGCACAAGAAGUCAGGCAUAAAGCACAAGGCAAACUGUUUGAGUGGACUGGUUGCUGCUCACUAAAGUUCUUCCCUUGAUCUCUAAAUAUGGAGGUCAUUAUCAAGAAAUGGCUUAGGUAUGAAUGAGAGCCAGAUCCCUAUGGCUCCCAUAUGAGCCAGUGAAUUAUGGCUAAUUCGGCUGUUACAGCUACUGGUUGGCUGCAUUUUAAACCGUAAAACUUGACAAAUACCUGUUAAAGGAACAGUGUGGCUACAAGCCUGAGCUUUAAUGGAAUAUACAUCCUCACAGAAAAGUUGGAAAUAACCAAAACUGAAGUCUUAAUUUACCUUCAGUUUAAUCUGUGGAUUUGUUCGAUACUAAAGAUCCUCAGGUCCAGAAUUCCAGCAUCAUUUAUUUUAAAAUAAAAUUUUAAGAACUUGAUCCAUUGUAUCAGUACCUCACAAUCAAAGUUGGCAAAUGAUGGAUGAAUGAUUCAAGCAGUGCUCCCGGUGGAAGCUGAAAUUCAUCUGUGAAUGGAACUGAAGUGAACGUGAAUAAGCUGACUUUAUCCUGGAAGCAUUUUUAUACCAUCUUGAAAUUUCAACAAACUGGCUUUUGCCAGUUUAUCCAGCUGUCUUUCAAGAAUAAAAGUUGGGGUUUUCAAGGAUCGCCUCUUCUAUAUUUUAAAAGGAUUUUCAGUAGAAAUGAUUUUUACUAAUCAAGUUAAUCCCAACCCCAUCAAAAGGUAUUCCUAAAAGUGUCAUAGACCUAGGUAACUUUGAAUUGAAUGGGAGCUAAUGUUCUUUCCAAAGUUUUCAGGUAUUCUUUGUGUGACACCUUCUCAACCAGGAGGCAAGUAACCCCACCUCCACAAUCUUAGUAUUUUUUUUAACUGCAUGCCUGCCCUUUAUUUGAGCUGCCUUUUUAAUUUAUUGCAUAUCCUUUUUAUUAUCUUAUUUUGGUAUUAUUCAAUCUAUACAAUCUUUUUGUAUUUAUUGGGAAAUAAGUAAUAUACAAAAAGGUCGUUUCAUGUAUUUGUGGCUGAGAGGGAGGGAAAUAAUUGUGUAUAUAAAAUUAGGCUUUUUUAAAACAUAGACUAUGAUUCAGAAUAUUGUUGAUCUUAGAUUUAAAAAAAAAAAAAAGUGGAAGAGCCACAAACAUUGGUGCCCUUUUCAGACUAUUUCUCUACUCUCAUCAUCCACAGUAGAAUUUUUAAACAGAUUUUUUUAAAGCUUUUCUUUUAAAUUUUUCUCCGUUGCAAAGAAUGUUUCCUAAAUUGUAUGGGAGCAAUAGUAUUUUUGAUGUUUUAAUGACAUCCGUAUACUUGUACUGUAUUUUGUACUACAAGGCAGCUGUUUUCAAUAAUGUCCUGCUGUAUUUACCUAUGUGUUUUGAGUGUUCAUUUCUUUGCUUCGGAGAACAAAUUCCUAGUUUUAGUAAAGGAGCUAAGAAGCUAGCAUUAAGUUUGCAGAAACUUAAGUUUCAACUCUGAGGCAGCAAUGAAAAUUAAGGUUGCAGCUAUUAGUUGAUUGCUGUAACUUUUUCCUUUUCAAACCAUGUACAAUUCCUGUAUAGACCAACUUGUUUUCUUGCUUCAGUGGUGGUUCUGUUGCUCAGCUGCAGUGAGCCAGUUCAAUUUUGCAAAGGUGCAGUACCUCUCCUUUUCAAGGGGUUGGUUUAUUUUUUCUUUUCUUUUUGUUUGGCUGAAUUGCAGUAACUAGCCUUGCCUUUCUAUUCUGUAGAAAUGACAGGGUCUUCACAAUCCUUCACCAGUGGCUACUAAGCUAUAAUUAGCUGAAUAGAAAGAAUGUGGAAGUGGUCUGAGGCAUAUAGAGUAUAUGCCAAGAACACUACCAUAUAUGGCAUCAGCUUUGGUUACCAGAGAAAUUUUCUUAGUCAUUAGACCAUAUAACAGUAAUAUAUCAUAUGUAAAUCUUUAGAUAUCAAUUUGAGAAUCCUCCAAAAAAAGGAGCAAAGAAUGCAUAAGCUAUGUGUUGGCAAAAGUAAUUUAUAUUAAAAUUUUGACCUGCCUAUGUAAGAUUAAGUGAUAAAUGUCAUAGUGGUGGGUUUUUAAGUCUUAACCAAUCUCUAAGGUUUAUUUCUCCUGCAGGGGGUGGUUCAUGGCCUCUCUUCCCACUGUAGGAAGAUUGCAGAAGGAUGUGGAUUAAUUGUAGCAUUUCACUGAUCCUUAUUCCAGUGACUAGGGGCAAUAGAAAUCAGCAAAGUAUAGAGAUUCAUUCAUAAAUAUUAGCUUAUUGAGAGAAAUGGUCUUUGUUGGUUUCACUCAAAUAAUGGCAUUGUAUAAACUAUGGGAAACAACCAACUUUUUUGUUUUGUUAUUCAACUGCUAUUAUGAACUAUUUAGAAGUUGUGUUUUAAUCUGGCAAACAUCCCAGAUAAUCAAAAUAGUAUAUUCCUGAAAAGCAGGGAACUAAAACUCCUUUUAAAAUAAUUGGUGGAAGGUUUGUUUCUCAAACUACCAUUGCUACAGAGAUGAGAAUUCAACUUUUAGGAACAGAAUCAAGAGUAAAAAUCUGUGAAGAGAUCUUAUUACUCCUUUCUGGUUUCUAUUGUCCUUACCCAUCAUUUUAGCAAGUGGAACAGCAGUUCUAGUCAGCAAGUUUUUCAGUGCAUAUGCUGCACAAAUCAAAAUAUAAAUCUAUAUGGCACCAAAAAUCUUAAGUGAAAACCAAACCAAAAACCCAGACACCCUAUGUAACUGUUGGAGGCAUGUAGGUGGUAUAAAUGACUGUAGCUGUGAUACACACAUGGCUACUUGUCAUGUCACUUUCCAUAAUUAUUUACUGCAAAAUGAUUGAGAGGAUUUUGGUGCAGGCAGCCAUUAACCUGAUUCCUUUAUUACCUCUGGAUCACUGUGCAGUAAAUUGCAGGUCUUUUUAAGAGAUUCAAGCUUCGGUUUUCUCAAAACAAAACAAUUAUCCUGUCUUAUCUGAAAAUGCAGGGUUGUGGGCAAAAGAGGCUGGUUAUAAUAAUGCCCUCAUAUUGAGUGGUCUGUAAACGGCUGCACACUUCAGGCACUAGUUGCUGAGGAUGCUUUGUUAAAUGUGACCUUGACUGGCUUUACAGGGGUGUAGAAUGUAAUCUACACAAGAUGACUGUUUGCAUCUACCUUGUUGAAAUUAAGAAGCUGGAGUGUGUAAGCCAUGCACAUAAGUAUUCUUCACUGUAAAUUUUGUUUUCAUUUUUAACCCAAUUAUGGUACUUUGUCCAAUGCACAACUGAUCUCUCAGUAGAUAUUCAUUUGAAAAUAGUGUGGCCUUGAUCAGUAAGAAGGGGAAGGAGAGAAGUGACUUUUUUGCUUAUGUAGAAAUGACUUGUUUGCUAAGAGUUGUUAUUCUGUAGCACUCUUAGUAUAAUGUGUUUGAUCAGUCUCCUUUUUGAUUGAGGAACGUUAAUGUUUUUGACCCUGGAGUUAAUUCAAUUGAGUUUUCUUCUAUUUUUAGGAAGUAUCAGAAUUGCUCUGAUGAAUGACAAAGUUGACUGCUUUGAUGUCCAAUCUCAGGUUUUAGAAUUUAGUGGUGAAAAAAAUCCACUAUUAUUAAUUCUCAAAACAGUUUUAAUUUAGUGUACCCUAAAAAUUACAUGCAUAAGGCCUGUUCAGAGAGCAGAGCCUUCAUCUUUUUGCUCCUUUUCCACUUUGUAUAAUCACUUGAAAAAGUGUCAAGUGAUUUUGCAUUGUAUAUUUCCAUUUUAACCCUGACACAGUUCUCAAAGAUAAAGCACUUUUUGAUCAUGAAAUACAUGGAAUCCUUGUGUGAUGUGGAUCAUGGUUUCUCAGGCUCCCCUAGAUAAUCUGCUUAUGAAUAUUGUUCUGACUCUAUGUAAGAAGAGUAGAAAUCUUUGCUAGUGUUAGAAAGUUUGUAUUAUUGAUCCAGAAUGCAUUUUGCUAGUUUCCAAUGGAUGGGAGAGUAAAUAAUGCUGCAUUCACAAAUUAAUAAGUUACUUUCCCUUGAGCCUUAAGGUAACUCUUUCUUUUCUGUCAACAACAGCACUGAAGUUAUGGUAAAUGAAUGAGAUUAUCAGUUUUCAGGGUUAGUUUUAGAGUACUGUAAAUCAAUUAGCUGUCUUCCUAAAGAGUUAAAACUCCCAUUCAAUAUACUGAAUAAUGAGUAUAGGGGUGGGGCUGGGGAGGGGGGGGAGAUAGUUUGUAGAAAAGAAAAAAGAAAAAAAGAACCAUGUUUACCUUAAGAUAUAGACUCAAAAGAGAAAAAGUUCAUGUCAUAUGUCCCACUUGAAAUUCCAGAUAGUAAGGUGGAAAUGUGAAUUAUAACUUCAUUUCCCAUUUUUAACUUAGAAAAACAGACAUUAAUUUUCAAAUGUUAGCCCCGGAAGUUUCAAGAAAUAGCUAGACUGUUGAAUGGUGAGUUCUGUUGAUACAUCUGAUUUUGCUAUUUAAAGUCACCUUUCCCAGUCCUCAGUUUCAAAACCUAGUUUUUAUUACUAAUGGAUUUGACACAACUUUAACAAAUAUGAUCCAUUUGUCAGUACUGAAAAUUUGGAAACAGAAAAAUUGCAUCCCAAAGACCUAUACCCUAAUGAUUCCCAUUUGAUAUCUGUACCCCUGAUCUAAUAAGGCCUUUUUGAAUGUAUUUUAUAUUUUUGGAUGUAGGGAAUAUGCCAUCAAUGUAAUCACCUCUAUUCACAAUCUUUUGAAAAUCUAACUCAUGCCUCUUUAAUUAGACAUUCCAUUUGGGAUAGGUAGACCUAUAUUGAAUCAACAGCAAAUUCCAUAUUGAUGGUUUCACUUUUCAGUAGGACUUCUAAUAAAGUGAGAGCAGAGCUUAUUAGAAGCUAAAAACUAUCAUUUUUUUCCCAUAAGUAAUUCUAACAAAGUUUCAUGAAUUAUUUUAAUUAACAGAAAUUUUGAAUACGCAAGUUUUAUUUCCCUGUGUUGUAUCUAAUACCUAGUAACUUGGAUAAAAGGUGGCUGAUCAUACCUUUUUUUGUGUGCAAUGAAAUGUGGGUCCAGUGUACUAGAGAGAAAGUAAUAGACCUGUUUGGUGUCCACUAGCAUAAUACAGAAGGCAUGAGUUUAACUUUUUUUUUCCUACCUUCAAUAACUUUAAUGGCUGAGUCUUUCAAGAAAAAUUAGUUAGACCAUAUCAUAUUUCUUAAAGGCAAAAUGUUUUGUACACUGUGUUGCAAGAUCAGGCUGGUUAGUAAAAUCUUAAUAUUUGGAAAUAAAAUAGCAAGUGGUUUGUUUCUUCCCCCUUUAAAAUUUUUUUAACAAGCAAAAAUGUAGGAAGAGCCUCAAGAAAAUUAAAGAACAUAAUUAUGUCGCUAAAUGUGUUGUGUUGUAGGAAUUUGGGAGUUUCAUUUUAAACUGAUAUUAGGCAUAAGCCCUUUUCUCCCAGCCCACGUCUCCCCUGUGUACAAAAGUUCUCAGAAUUUCUAAAAGCCAAUAUAUAACAGCAAAAAUCUAGAAAGUGACUUUAAAUCAGUAUCAAUAUACAUUAUAGAGAGUCCAUGGUUUUGCACAUUUUGGUAGCAGGCAAGUUUAUUUGAAUUAUUUUUCAAUGACUUAUGUGAAUAGUAACUUAUCAACAGUGUAUUUGAACUUUUUUUUUCUGAAGUCUAGAAUAAUUUUAUUAGUUGGCAUUUAUUCUUCCUUUUGAACCUUCAUGCAAAUGUUUCCAAAAUCACUUUAUAAAAUCUCAUGUCUUCUGAUAUAGCUCCAGAUAACACACUUUCUGUUUAAUAGAAAUCUUCACUGCCAAUCAUGUCUACCAGUGACUUCCUUAGACUAGGCUCUUCACUCCAAAGCUGGGACUGGUGUCCUGCCAGUAGAGAAUCUACAGAAAUAAUUUGAAUGAUUUAAAACCAAAUCUUGAUAGCAGGAGACAGCUUCCUGAUCUAGAUGUACAAUUAAGAGUUUAGGUUGGAAAUUACUUUAAAAGGGUUUUUUUUGGGGGGGGAGGGGGAGGAUGUCUUCAGUCUCUGUAAAUACCAACAUGCUUAUUAUGCAUUGUAAACCAAGUGUGUAUGCCUAUGUAUAAAUUUGUAGAGCUGAUUUCUGCUUCAAGUGAAGCUGCACCUUUAAUUUUAUAAGGUCCCCUCCACCUGUAACCCUAAAUGUUUGUAAAUAGAACACUAAAAUUUGUAGUGAUAGGAUCAAUUUGGGAAUAUCUGCUGAGAGACCAAAAAGUUCAUUUUUUUAAGUACCUUGGUUAAAGAGUAAAGAUUAUUCCUCUUGCUUAUUUUUUAAAAGAAGAAUGCACUUUAACAAACAGAGCUGCAUGGGCAAUUCAAACAAAUCCGUGAAGUGCAGUACCCAUUCAGAAAUCACACUUCCUGAAAACCGUUCAAAAGCAGAGUCCAGACGGGCUGUUGAUCUCACUGCCUGUAGGUUGAAGCUCAGAUUCUGAUCAAUUUUUGAGACGAGCAGGGCUGCUUCAAAAGAGCAAUGUGAAUACAGCCAGAAGCUUCAGACAGGUCUGUAAAAUGGCGGGUCCCGUAUUUACCACUAACUAGCAAAACUGACAGAAAAAAACUCAUAGAGAAAAAAGUUUAAGAAUCCUUCCUGCUGGUGUGCACUCCUUACAAUAGCAGACUUUUGCAAAUGGAGUUUUACAGUCUAUAUUUAAAAAUUGUAUGUUUGUAACAAAUAAAGUAUGCAGAAAAGUGAAUGACAA